AUAAUUAAGUGUCAUUCUCUAGCUAGUUAUCGCGUGGUUCAUGUUCGUUAAAGUCAAUUUAUAACUUUCACUUGCCAAAACAGAGCAAUCUAUAAAUUCUAUAUCUUCUUCCUCUUUACUUACAUAUUAAUUAUUAUAUUAUUACCUCAAAUUAAAAUCCCUUGGACCCUUGCCCAUCUCUCUCUCUCUCUUCCAUAGAUGACUAAACUUAUUCUACUACUCACUUGUCUCUCACUCCCAUGGCUUCUCAUCAACAUUUCUAGAGCCUCUGCUUCAAUUUCAGAGACUCCUAAGCAUUAUGUUGUUUAUAUGGGAGCUUCAGAUCCAAAAUUGAAUGAAAAUGAAGGAAAUGAUCAAGUUUCUGAAUCUGCUUAUCUACAAUUAUUGUCCUCCAUUAUUAAUCCAAGCCAAGAAAGUGAAAGUGAAAGAGAGAGAAUAUCAAUUGUCCACAAUUACAAUCAUGCUAUCAGAGGAUUCUCUGCCAUGCUUACAGAGAGUGAAGCUUCUGUUUUAUCUGGUGAUAGUGAAGUUGUAUCGGUAUUCCCUGACACAAUGCUUCAACUCCACACAACACGAUCGUGGGAUUUCUUGGAAGGCAAAGCCGCUAGGCAAUCAACAUGGGCUUCACAUAAACAUUUGUCCGAUGACGUCAUCGUUGGACUUAUUGACACAGGAAUAUGGCCGGAGUCUCCAAGUUUCAAGGAUGAAGGAGUUGGACCAGUUCCUUCAAGAUGGAAAGGAAUUUGUAUGGAGGGAUUUGACUUCAAGAAAUCCCAUUGUAAUAGGAAAUUGAUAGGUGCAAGAUACUACAACACAACACUACUAUCAAAAUCAUACCUAAUUAACAAGAGCCAUUAUGGUAAAGCCAAAAACUCUCCAAGGGAUACUAUUGGACAUGGGACACACACAACAUCCAUUGCAGCAGGAGCAAGAGUUGCCAAUGCCAGUUACUACGGUUUAGCCAAAGGCGUGGCGAGAGGCGGCUCUCCUUCCACUAGGAUAGCAAGCUACAAGACAUGCUCGGCCGAGGGAUGCUCUGGUGCCACCAUCUUAAAGGCCAUAGAUGAUGCCAUUAAGGAUGGAGUUGAUAUGAUCUCAAUCUCCAUUGGGAUGGGUUCACUCUUUCAAUCUGAUUACCUUAAUGACCCAAUAGCCAUUGGUGCUUUUCAUGCUGAACAGAUGGGAGUCAUGGUCAUUUGCUCUGCUGGGAAUGAUGGGCCUGAUCCUUAUACUGCUGUUAAUACUGCCCCAUGGAUCUUUACUGUUGCAGCUUCUAGUAUUGAUAGAGAUUUCCAGUCCACAGUCAUUCUGGGAAAUGGACAAUCUUUUAAAGGAUCUAGCAUAAAUUUAUCAAACCACUCGCGCUCGAAUGUGUAUCCAGUUGUGUUUGGGAAGGAUGUGGCUGCAAAAUUUACCCCUGCAUCUGAAGCAAGUAACUGCUACCCGGGAUCAUUGGAUGCUAAAAAGGUUGUAGGCAAGAUUGUUGUUUGUGUAAAUGAUGAUCCUACAGUUUCAAGGAAAAUCAGGAAACUAGUUGUAGAAGAUGCCAAAGCAGAAGGAAUGAUUUUAAUCGAUGAUGGUGAGAAAGGAGUACCUUUUGACUCUGGCAUUUUCUCCUUCCUACAAGUUGACAAUGAUGUUGGCUCACAUAUCCUAAAAUAUAUCAAUUCUACCAAGAAACCAACAGGAGCAAUUAUUCCUACUGUUGAAGUUCUAAGACAAAGGCCAGCACCAAUUGUUGCAUUUUUUUCAUCAAGGGGUCCUGGACAGAUCACAGAAAACAUUCUCAAGCCAGAUAUAAUGGCUCCAGGAGUGGCCAUUUUAGCUGCUAUGAUACCCCAAAGUGAUGAACCAGGGGCAGUCCCAACAGGCUUAAAACCUUCCGAUUUUGCUUUGAAAUCUGGAACAUCAAUGGCUUGCCCACAUGUUACAGGAGCAGCUGCUUUCAUCAAAUCAGUUCGACCGAAAUGGACGUCUUCCAUGAUCAGAUCAGCACUCAUGACAACAGCAAGUGAAUACAACAACAUGGGAAAACCAUUGACAAACAACUCAAACUCCAUAGCGAGUCCACACGAAACAGGUGUAGGAGAAAUCAACCCAAUGAAAGCUCUUAACCCAGGGCUAGUGUUUGAAACAACACUAGAAGACUAUCUGCAAUUCCUUUGCUAUUAUGGCUAUACAGAGAAGAACAUAAGAUCCAUGUCAAACACAAAGUUCACUUGUCCAAAACUCUCCAUCGAAGAACUCAUCUCCAACAUCAACUAUCCAUCAAUUUCUAUCAGCCAACUCAAUAGACACCAUGGUGCUAAGGUCAUCAAAAGAAGUGUAACCAAUGUUGGACCCUUCAAUUCUACCUACAUUGCCAAGGUUCACUCUCCACAAGGCUUGGUGGUCAAAGUUAGUCCAGAGAAGUUAUUUUUCUCUAAGGGUGUGAAAAGUGUUCCUUUUCGGGUUUCAUUUUCUGGCAAAGAUGCUCAGAGUGGCUACAAUUUUGGAUCGAUUACUUGGUUUGAUGGUCGUCGUUCAGUUCGUGUUGUAUUUAGUGUGAAUGUUGAGUGAGUGAAUAUUUCAAAUUAGUGUUGUGUUUAUUAUAUGCAAACACUUGAGUCCAACAAAAACCACAAAUAUAUAGAUAUAAAGAAAUCAUUUAUAGUAUACCGUCCAAUGAUAGCUUUACAUUAUACUAUGUAUUGUUUUUGUAAUCAAGUUGAGUUUCAAAGGCGUCCAAGGAUUUCUUUUGCAGUGAUUUAUUAACCAACAAA
Messenger RNA from Cannabis sativa, 2762 nucleotides. Its product is annotated as CO(2)-response secreted protease. NCBI's taxonomy places the organism in Eukaryota, Viridiplantae, Streptophyta, Magnoliopsida, Rosales, Cannabaceae. Gene Ontology annotation, molecular function: serine-type endopeptidase activity. Gene Ontology annotation, biological process: proteolysis. Bases 199 to 2559 code for a protein of 786 amino acids. The record is from RefSeq and is a predicted model, not a curated record. The transcript has 11 exons.